AUGGUUGGGGACUUUGCCUAUAUGGAAGCAAUGAAAAAUUGCCAGAAAUGGAACAGUCGAGCUGUUGUGCCGAGACUGAAAGGGAACAGAGGUGUAUACGACAACAAUACUAAUGUUAUGCAGCGACCAACUACUGCUUUGUACAGAAGAAAAGAAGAACGGUGUAAACCAUCAAAUCCGACCCAGGUAAGAGUUUUUUUGCUGUUUGUAUUUUAGGUAAUACUUUCAUCAAUAUAUUCAACCGUUAUUUUUGCGAACACUGAGGGUACGCAUAAUACAUUAAGGUUUAUUAGAAUGAAUCAAGGCUUUCUUUUUAGUUUUGCACAUAUCCGGCUGUCCGUUAUCGCCGAAGCAAGCAGAUCUCAUCAGAAGCUUGUGAACACAAGUACUUUCUAACCUCAAACCCGGCUCUCAGAGACACCGUGGACCAGAUUCUGAAUCCUAACGGAAUUGGAAGCAACGAGAACUCAGAACAAUCGACAACAGUAUUAAGAAGCAGCACAGUUAAUGGAUCGGCUAAGCCAGCUUUUGUAAGUUUGAAUACGUAUUUAUUAUUACAAAUUUCUGUCUUUAACAGUGUAAACCAAGAAUAUUUUCAGGAAACGUUUGAAUUAGACCAGUUUGACUACGAUUUUGAAGAAAAUGAUAAUGAUCCAUCCGAUGAAGAUGAUUGGGGAUCAAGCCGAAGAAGAGGAGGGAAACGUAAAGCUGCGUCAGGUCAGACACCGACAGCUAGGCCGAAUAACCGGCGGAGUAAUGCGGGAGGUGGCGAAGGUCGAGGCGGCGGCGGUGGUGGAAGUGCAGCUAGGCCUCGACCUGUGCCUGAAGAUGUCAGCAAUGCUGAAGUUCGACCGUUCGCCUGUCAACGUAUGUUUUGACACUGGUUUAAUGAUAUACACAGUUAAAGCUCGGUGAUUUUUACUUUUUAUUUUGUUUUUAUAUAACAUUUCUAAUAAUAUGUUUUUACUUAAUAAUGAUGGUUUAUCUACUAUAAUAUACAAAGUAAUAUAACGAAGUUUCUCUUUAAAUUGUUUUUUUGUGUUAAUAAAGUAAAAAAAAAAAUUACUGUUUGAUAAUGUACUUAAUAUGUUGUACUAAAAUCAAUGUUUUUGUAGAUUGUGGAGCUCGAUACAAAUCUCGUCCCGGCCUAACUUACCAUCGUCUGCACGUGCACAAGGAUGAACAACUGAUGGCCGAAAUGCCAAAAAGUCCGAGUAGUUCGUCUUUAGUCUCUACUUUCCAAGCUCCAGAAUCUGUCUCCAAUGGGCAGGGUGACGCCGCACAAAACGGGGAGGUCGUUAAAGGUUAAUUCAGUAAAAUUAGGUUAUAAAGUUAAAAUUUUUAUGAAAAUUUAUGGUUUUGGGGUUUAUGAGAUGUAAAAACAAAAGCACAUUAGUUAGAUUAAUCUUGGGGUAUUUUGAACGUUUUUUUUACCUAAACAUAUGAUUUUGGCAUUUAAAAUUAUAUAUUUUUAUGUCUAAAAGUAUAUUUUAGAGGUACCUUCAUGCGGUGUCAUUAUGUCAAGCUUUUUUCUUGCAUUUCGGCUUCUAAACCAGUAUUUUUGUGCGUUUAACGCUUCAGUAUUAUAUGUAAAAUUAGGAUUUUAAACUUAUUUGUAGGUGUUUUACUUUGUUGGGUAGUUAGGCGAUUUUUAAUUUUUAGGACUUGUUAUUUAAAGGGUGCCUUUAGUUUUUUUUUAGUAUCGGGUAUUAACUAGUUCACAGCUAUGUUACACUGCCGCAACACUUUAACUUACGAAUGCAUGGUUGAUUCAAGAACACAUUAUGGUUACUCUAAGAAGUUUUUUUUAAAUUUUUUGCUAAAUUGGGUCAGUUUUUGUUGUAUCAAGAUAAUUUAAGUAUAAGUUCACUUCAUACAUGGUACUUAAGAUUUACAUUUUAAUUGCUAAAAGCUUUUAAUUGCUUGGUUAAUGUAAGCGGUUACUAAAUAAUAAGUUUUUCAAAUUUGGUGUAUUAAAAAGCGGCACUUGAUAGUCAAACUGCUAAAAACAGAAGCUUUUAUGUUUUUUAUUAGUAAAAUAGGGGUAAAGUAAUAUUUAUGCUUUGGAAUUAAAGUUUCUUCUUACUUCUUGAUGUUGAUCUUGUUGUCUCUUACCACUCUAUUUUGUGUUUGAUUUAAAAGCGAAGACGGAUAAACAUUAGCCUCUUUAUAAGCAGGACAUUUUUGUUUUACUCAAAUUGAAUUUGACUGGUGAACUGGACUGGAUUCUGAAGGCUGAGCCAAAAACUCGACCACGCUGGAGCUUAUAAAUAGGUCAAUUUUUGUUCGGCUUCGUUUUUUACCCCGCGGACAUGAAAUUUGUGUUUUUGAAGCAUUGUCUUUUACGAUGUUUCCUGAGGGCUCACUUCCGGGUUCCUCACUUUCGAAAUCUUGAAACUGUUUCCAAUUGUAACUGUGUCACUUUCAGUGCUCAACAACACGGAAGGAGUUUCGAAUUCGUGUGAUCUGUGUUUGGGAACGCGAGAGUUGAACAAGAAGUCCAACGUCCCUGAGGAGUUGGUCAGUUGUCAUGAUUGUGGACGUUCGGGUGAGUUGUGGUGAUGUCAGAGAUUAUAUUGAGGUAGAUUUGUACCAAGUUUGGUUGGAAUAUAAAUUUUGAAAUUAUUUUAGAAGGUAUGAUACUAGUUAUGACAUUAUAGUAGGAGAGAAUGAGUAUUAUUGGGAUUUUUACUCUACUGUGAUAUGAAUUUGUAAUAUAUUUAAAGUACAAAAAGUUGAUAAGUUUUUUUAUUCAAAGCUACAUUCUGUAAGAAAAGUUAUUGCCAGCGGGCGAUUAAUCUUGCGCCAAACGAAACGAUACCCAAGCUAUUCAUGGAUGUAUCGGAGCUUGGCAAGCGUGGUCACGGGAGGGUCACUCGCGUCCCCGAAGUAAUCAUUUAUGUCGUUUCAGCUCAUCCAUCUUGUGUUAACUUCACCCCGAACAUGUUGGUCACUACGAAGAAGUACGGCUGGCAAUGUAUCGAAUGCAAAAGUUGCACCUUCUGUGGCACUUCUGAGGACGAUGUAAGUUCUUUUAAUGAUUUUGCUACUUGGGGAUAGUAAGGAAAACUCAGGUUGCCAAUCAAAUUCAAGUAUGGUAAUGCCACAAACAGCAUGAAAUGGUCUCCAAAGCGUAUGUUAUAGUAGCCAUUCAGUGUUUGUCCUAGGGGAACGUCUUUAAAAUAACAUGAGUGACCCCAAACAAGUUGACAGGAUUUAUGGUUCAAUGGCCAAAUUACUCUAGAGACGCUAAAUAAUCAGUACUUUUGAACUGGAAAAAAUAUCUGAACGGAGGUACUAUAACUUUCAGUAAACAAAAAAUUUUUAAAAUACGUGUAACUUUAUAAGGAACUUCAUGCAGUUGCAACUAUAUACAGUUGUAAGUAGAAGGGUUUUAAGAACGUCAACAAGAAUAUGGAACGUUGAAAAACAUAAACAAAGUUAAGGUUUAUAAUUGUCAGUAGGAACAAUUUAGCUAAUAGAAUUAGAGAAGGCGACGUUUUAAUUAAAUUUACAGUUUUUAUAAGAAUAUUACUAAUUCUGAGGCUUAAAUUGGUUUAAAACAUAUUAUUGUACUAUUAACUUUACUAUUGUUAAAAGUUAUUGUUGCAACUUUUGGGAAUUUUAGUAAUUUUUGCCUAAAAUUAUAUAAUUUGGUUUUUAAACCAAAAAAUUAAAACUUAUUUUUUGUAAAUUGUUGGUCUAACAUGAUAGUUGAGCAAGGAAGAGCGCGACAAGUUAGCCAGUUUUCAAUUUCGCCCGAAGUUUUAUUAUAGCUUCGAAAGGCGAAAUUUUUGUUUAUUCUCUAUUCAAAUUAGCAAAAUUACGUUUUUAAGGCUACUCUGGGCUUAAUUGGACGCUUAUUGCUUACAUUAUGUUAUACACCAUAAUUCAAGUUCAGUUAUUGUACCUGCUAUAAGUUUUAGUCUAGUGAAUCUGUAAGGACGUUUAGAUAACAUAGUUAACAGUACUUCACAGCGCUUUGUUUUGUGCUUAUGAAAGGAUAAUGAACACAACAUGAUAUGUUUUAUAAAAUGAUAAGAAAAAAUGACUAACAUAAUAUAAACUAUGUGUAUGAUGAAGACAUAUUUCUUGACACUAUGUUUUACUGUGCAUGAAACGCCCGCAAAUUCGCCCGUGUUUUGCAUAAUUUUGUUGUUUGUUCGUACACAAUAUUUUAUGAAAAUCAGAGCGAUAUGAACAACAACAAGUACACGGCGAAAGGAAACGCUAUAUUUACAUGUUAUUGUAUAUAGGUAGGAAAACACAUUCGACUUUAUAACGGGUUGAACAGCGGUAAUAUGCAGUUGGAGGGAGGGGAGAGUGACGCCUAAUGUUCUCAUAGUAGGGAAUGUUUGGGUAUAAAUAUGUUUCUGGCGGAUUGAAUAGGUACGGGUAUAAAUGAGGUUAAGGUGAAUAUUAUGAACUAUGGCCAAGGUGAAUAUGAGGCUUUAUGGGUGAUAUAAAUCUAUUUGUUAAGUUUUGAAGUUUGGGCAUAUUUGUAAAUUAUGAUUGAAAUUGAAGGAUGUCCUGGAUAUAUUCCAGAUAUUGUUGAUCUAUUAUCUGGUGUGUAAAUCAAAGUUUAGUAGAAUAAUAUUGGUCCUUGCUGUUCUUCCAAUCAAUUAGUGGUAGGGAAUGAUUGACAGUCUGAGGAGCCAUGAUUUAUCAUAGUUAAUCUUCGGCUCUGAAUUUAGAGUCACUAGAACAACAAUAAUUUUAAAUAUAACUCAAAAAUAACCUAUAGAUAACAAAUAUGAAUCUGUUCCAGGCCCAGCUGCUCUUCUGCGACGACUGUGACCGUGGCUUCCAUUUGUACUGUCUGAAGCCGCCUCUCAAACAGGCUCCAGAAGGCAAGUGGUCGUGUCAUCUGUGUCAAAGCGAGUUCGGCCCUCUGGCUUCGAUGCCGGCACGAUGA
Molecule: messenger RNA, 4915 nt
Organism: Bursaphelenchus okinawaensis
Lineage: Eukaryota; Metazoa; Nematoda; Chromadorea; Rhabditida; Aphelenchoididae
Source: the annotation of a GenBank genome assembly